AUGGCAAGGGUUGAGCAGGUGGGAAAAGCAGCAGGCCAGCAGGCUGGAAGCAUAGGCGUGGAUGCAGACGCGUGUGGCAUGUGGCGGGCGAUUGAGUUUGCAUUUGCAUUGGAACAUGGACACAUGGAUAUGGACACCUACUUUCCCAUGGCGACGGGUCUGCAGGCCAAAGACAGCGCAGGAGCAGGAGCAGAGGCAGAAGCAGAAGCAGGAGCAGGCGAGAGUCAGCACUAUCGAUUGCGCGCCGGCGGACGCAUGAGCGGAUACGGGAUGGCGAAAUUUACACCUAAUACUAACUGGUGGCUGAAGUGGCUCCCGAGGUGCAACAACCAUGUUUCCAUAUGCGACAUGACGAGGACCACGCCGAGAGGAGCAGUGGCAGGUGGGGGGGGGGGGGGUUAA
Bipolaris sorokiniana ND90Pr is the source of this 402-nucleotide messenger RNA. RefSeq lists its product as uncharacterized. The record is from RefSeq and is a predicted model, not a curated record. NCBI's taxonomy places the organism in Eukaryota, Fungi, Ascomycota, Dothideomycetes, Pleosporales, Pleosporaceae. The coding region runs from base 1 to 402 and encodes 133 amino acids. The transcript has a single exon.